Molecule: messenger RNA, 1797 nt
Organism: Condylostylus longicornis
Lineage: Eukaryota; Metazoa; Arthropoda; Insecta; Diptera; Dolichopodidae
Product: zinc finger protein draculin-like
Exons: 6
Coding region: 217-1668 (483 amino acids)
Cellular component (GO): nucleus
Molecular function (GO): zinc ion binding
Source: RefSeq, a predicted model, not a curated record
ACUACAUUUGUAUUUGUCACAGACUAUAUUUUAGCUUCACUUUUUUUUCUAUGAAAAACAUAUGUAUAAGACGAAGCGGACGCAAAUAGUCUUUGCAAUCAUACAUUUGUCUUAGCUAAAUUUGUUAAAAUAUAAGUGGAUGGUUUUGAGAAAAUUAUAUUUUAUUUGAAUAUUUAUUUUUGUCUUUUUUAUUCUUAUAAUUAUUUGGUUAAAAAUAUGCUGUGUCGAUUGUGCCUUUUACCGAAAGAACACAGUUUUAACAUGUUCAGUUCGUCGUAUUUGCAUUUUUUUGCACCAUUAAUUAUAUCUAAACAUUUUUGUUUCGAGCCUCAAAUUAAUGACGAGAUUUGUAAUUUGUGUUUUGAUUGUUGGGAAAAACUUAAAAAUUUUCAUGAAUUCUACAAAAAAGUUGAAGCAGCUCAGAAGACAUUUCAACAAAAUUUGAACGUAAAAAAAGAAUUACUUCAGGAAGAUAACAACCUUACCACAAACAAUGAACAAAAAACACAUGAAAAUGUCGGCAUUAAUGUAAAUCCAGAGAGCAAUAAAACAUCAAAUAUGUCUUGUGGGGAUCUAAGCAUAUAUAAUCUAGUUUUAGAAUCAGCUCAAAGUGAAUUGGAAGACCUCUGUGCAACGCCGAAGAAAAAGGCAGUGAAACACCAAGAUGCUGAUAAGGAAAUUCCAAAAGGAAGGAAAGUGACUAGUGAUGAAUUCAACAAAAAAGUUUCUGACUUUCUCACAUUUUCUUGUGAUUUGUGUACUGCAGUACUACCUAAUUUUUCUGAGUUGAAACUUCAUUUUAAAACAUCCCACAAGGUUCCGGGAUAUGUCAUUUGCUGUAACAAAAAAUUCACACAAAAUCAAUUUUUGAUUGGUCAUAUUGGUGCUCAUAUGAAUCCAGAAAACUAUAAAUGUAUGAAAUGCGAUAAAAUACUGUCGACAGUCAAAAAUUAUACAAAACACAUGGAAAAACAUUUAAAAGAAGUUGAGUACUUGUGUGAUAAUUGCCCUCGUAAAUUUGGAAGCAAAAGUCUUCUUCAGCGGCAUUUGCCAAUUCACUGGUCGAAAGAUAAAUGGAAAGUAAAAUGCACAUACUGCGAAAAAUUGUAUCCAACAGAGUAUUUUAUGAAAAAUCAUGUUUCAGAUAUUCAUGAAAAAAGUAAAAUAUGCCAAGUUUGUGGUAAGUCGUUCUCAAGUAGAAAGUUUCGAGAGCAUCAGAGAACUCACGAGUUUUUAUUAGCUAAAGUCCAAUGUGAAAUUUGUGGGGCUUGGCUAAAAAGUUCAAGUGGUCUAAAAACUCACAUGAAAAAUCAUCAGGAAGCGUUAGAAGUGCAUAAGUGUAAUAUAUGUAGUAAAAUUUCUCCAAAUAAAGGGGCCUUAAAGAUUCAUGUUAAAAAUCACCAAACACCAAAGUGUCACAAAUGUUCAGUAUGCAAAAAAGGUUUUAAAAGACCAUUGGCUUUAAGGCAACAUAUGGCGUCUCACACUGGAGAAUCUCUGUAUAAAUGUAAAUAUUGCACAAAGUCCUUCAUUUACGACUCUGCAUACCACACGCAUAAAAAAAGAGAACAUUUGAAUGAAUACUUAAAUGAAAGGAGGGAUAUUAACAGAACAAAUUUUUCAAACUUUUUGCAUAAGGAUCAAGAGCAUCCAGUGAAAAAAAAUUAGAUGUAAAAAUUUUAUAUCAAUGAGUGUUUUAUAUUUAUUUGCUUAAGUAUGUAAUUGAGUUUACAUUGAUAAUUUUAAGUUGACUUUGCAUAAAUAUGAAGAAAAUAAUUCGACGACGAUUUUACACAA